AAAAAAAAUCUAGCGGCAAGCGGCGACAACGGCGUUCAAUUGUUAGGUUAUAAACCAAACAAUAUUGGAAUUCUUCUUUUUUAAACCUAGAAAAGGAAUAAAACUGAAAAAUGGCGGCCGCUAUGCCAAUAAACCCUAAACCUUUCCUGAACAAUCUCACUGGUAAAGCUGUUCUUGUAAAACUAAAAUGGGGACAUGAAUACAAAGGUAUUCUUGUAUCUGCAGAUGGAUACAUGAAUAUACAGCUUGCAAACACUGAAGAAAUGGUUGAUGGAAAUGCCACAGGCAACCUUGGGGAAGUACUGAUCAGAUGUAACAAUGUUUUGUAUGUACGAGGAGCAGAAGAGGAAGAUGAAGAAGGAGAAAUGAAAGAAUAGCUAAAGGAGUAAUUUAGAUUUAAGUUAUGUUAAGCAUUUCAUGGUGUGACUGUUGCAUUAGACACUGAGGUAUUAUGGGUACAAAAUGUAUUGUACCUAGUCUAAAAUAUAAGACAACAUAAGGAACUGUAAAAUGAAAUAUUGCAUCUACAUUUUUAAUAAUUUCUACACCAUUGUCUGCAUCAUUCUUGAAAAUGUGAUUCCUUAGAAUAUAAGCAACCAAUCUAAAAA
Messenger RNA from Pectinophora gossypiella (pink bollworm), 608 nucleotides. RefSeq names its product small nuclear ribonucleoprotein F (gene SmF). Lineage: Eukaryota; Metazoa; Arthropoda; Insecta; Lepidoptera; Gelechiidae. Gene Ontology annotation, molecular function: RNA binding. The transcript has 3 exons. The record is from RefSeq and is a predicted model, not a curated record. The coding region runs from base 111 to 377 and encodes 88 amino acids. Gene Ontology annotation, biological process: mRNA splicing, via spliceosome; spliceosomal snRNP assembly. Gene Ontology annotation, cellular component: U1 snRNP; catalytic step 2 spliceosome.